Sphaeroforma arctica JP610 is the source of this 280-nucleotide messenger RNA. RefSeq lists its product as hypothetical. Gene Ontology annotation, cellular component: plasma membrane. The annotation marks the transcript as partial. The transcript has 2 exons. Gene Ontology annotation, molecular function: metalloendopeptidase activity. The record is from RefSeq and is a predicted model, not a curated record. Lineage: Eukaryota; Ichthyosporea; Ichthyophonida. Gene Ontology annotation, biological process: protein processing.
AUGGGCAUUAAAAUCGGUUACCCCGACCAGUACAUCGACUACUCCACAUUCACACCCAAGCCAGAUGAUACAUUCCUCUCCAUAGUGAGACAGAUCUUCGAGUUUGAACACAUCCACGACUGGUUGAAGUGCAAUAAUCCGACUGAUCGUGACUGUUGGGGUAUGCCACCGCAAAUGGUCAAUGCGAUGUACUCCGCACAGGCCAAUGAGAUCUCAUUUCCCGCGGCUAUCCUGCAAGGAGCCGCAUUCAACCCGGACCGAGAUAUCUGCGUAAAUUACG